Cyphellophora attinorum is the source of this 744-nucleotide messenger RNA. RefSeq lists its product as uncharacterized. Bases 1 to 744 code for a protein of 247 amino acids. NCBI's taxonomy places the organism in Eukaryota, Fungi, Ascomycota, Eurotiomycetes, Chaetothyriales, Cyphellophoraceae. Gene Ontology annotation, biological process: resolution of meiotic recombination intermediates; replication fork processing. Gene Ontology annotation, molecular function: chromatin binding; protein heterodimerization activity. Gene Ontology annotation, cellular component: FANCM-MHF complex; Fanconi anaemia nuclear complex. The record is from RefSeq and is a predicted model, not a curated record. The transcript has a single exon.
AUGUUCAUGGUUUACGAAAUUGAAGCGUCGGAGAUAUGCGGAGAACGCGUCUUCCAGUUUGAGGACGCGUUGUGUCAACCGGCGCGAUUGUACUUCCAUCAUCCCAAUCAUCAAUACACUGCCCGCUUUCACUUUAUUCGUUGUUACUCUGAGUUGCAGGACAGAUUGUUCUUGUUCGGAAAGCUACUCGAGGUGCCAUUCUGCAGCGUCUUCUUGACAUCGAACUCACUACAUUCCAUCACCGCACCCACAAUCACCACCACUCCUGCUCACGACUACUGCCCCAUUGACCCGUCCAUCUACCAAGAGGACACCAUCCGCAUCAUAGCAUUGUCUGCCACGGCACAUAAUCGUAGAACUGCACCAUCUACCGCACCACACCCAAUCCACCCAUUCACCACGCCCACCACCAACACCCCUACCCGCCACCAGCCACCCACCAUGCCCGACUCGUCCACAACAACAGAAAGCGCUCUGAAAUCCGCCCUCUGGCUACACACCGCGCACCUAGUUGACAGCCUCACCCUCGACAUGGGGAUCAACGCCACUCCACAGUUCAAAGCCAGCCUCAUGGAACUCACGUACGCCCAGAUCGUGUCCGCAGGAGGUGACAUUGAGGCGUUCGCAAAGCACGCGGGUAGGAAGGUCGUUAAGGUGGAGGAUGUGGUCAUGUUGGGAAGGCGGAAUGAGGGACUCAAGGAGGUUUUGGAGGGGGAAGUGAGGGAGCUUAGGGCGACGAAGUGA